Messenger RNA from Scatophagus argus, 2974 nucleotides. RefSeq names its product malic enzyme 3, NADP(+)-dependent, mitochondrial (gene me3). Gene Ontology annotation, molecular function: malate dehydrogenase (decarboxylating) (NAD+) activity; NAD binding; malate dehydrogenase (decarboxylating) (NADP+) activity. The coding region runs from base 182 to 2020 and encodes 612 amino acids. The record is from RefSeq and is a predicted model, not a curated record. The transcript has 15 exons. Gene Ontology annotation, cellular component: mitochondrion. Gene Ontology annotation, biological process: pyruvate metabolic process; malate metabolic process. Lineage: Eukaryota; Metazoa; Chordata; Actinopteri; Scatophagidae.
CGCGUGGAGGCCGACCAGCUGAGGAAGUAAAAGUGUCAAUAUUAGUGGAUCCUGAAUCAGCUGUUAGCUGUCUAUCCUCCACAACAUCCACUGAUAACAGCCAUCGUUAACAGGCUAAAUUAGCGCCUCCCAUGAAUAUUGAAGUCAGAGGCACAACAGAUUCACAUCGUUUUCAGGCAGCAUGAACUCCCUCCCAGGAAGAGCAGCAUUGUCCCUGUGCAGGGCCGGUGGGAUGAGGGUCUUCGCCGGUGCGCCGGGUCACCCUGCUGCCCGAUUGGCGGCCUGUCUCCAGUCUGUGCGUGUCUGCCACUCCGGGGCGAACCAAAAGCGCAGCGUCAGCACCAAGAAGCGGGGCUACGACAUCACCAGAAACCCGCACCUGAACAAGGGAAUGGCAUUCACCCUGGAGGAGCGCUUACAACUGGGCAUCCACGGCCUGCUGCCCCCCUGCUUCCUUUCUCAGGAUGUGCAAGUGCUGCGUGUCAUGAAGAGCUACGAAACACGCACCAAUCCUCUGGACAAGUACAUCCUGCUGAUGACGCUGCAGGACAGGAACGAGAAGUUGUUCUACCGUUUGCUGACCUCUGACAUCGAGGAGUUCAUGCCCAUAGUGUACACUCCCACUGUCGGCCUGGCCUGUCAGCAGUAUGGACUGGCCUUCAGGAGACCACGAGGACUCUUCAUCACCAUCCACGACAGAGGCCACAUCGCCACCAUGCUCAACUCCUGGCCUGAAGAAGACAUAAAGGCCAUUGUGGUGACGGACGGGGAGCGUAUCCUCGGCCUGGGUGACCUGGGAAGCUAUGGUAUGGGCAUUCCUGUGGGGAAGCUGGCGCUUUACACAGCCUGCGGUGGCGUUCGGCCUCAGCAGUGUCUCCCUGUGCUGCUGGAUGUUGGCACUGACAACCAGACACUCCUCGAUGACCCCCUGUACAUCGGACUGAAGCACAAGAGAAUCCGAGGAAAGGAAUACGACGAGCUGGUCGACGAGUUCAUGCAGGCAGUGACGGACAAGUACGGGAUGAACUGUCUGAUACAGUUUGAGGAUUUCGCUAACAGCAACGCCUUUCGCAUCCUCAACAAGUACAGGAGUCGAUACUGCACCUUCAACGAUGACAUCCAAGGCACGGCCUCAGUGGCUGUUGCCGGGAUCUUGGCAGCUCUUAAGAUCACCAAGAACAAACUCUUAGACCACACGUUUGUUUUCCAGGGGGCAGGCGAGGCUGCUCUGGGUAUUGCUCACCUGCUUAUAAUGGCCAUGGCUAAAGAGGGACUUACUAGAGAAGAAGCUGCCAAGAAAAUCUGGAUGGUGGACUCAAAAGGUCUCAUUGUAAAGGGCAGAAGCCAUCUUAACCACGAGAAGGAGGAGUUUGCUCAUGAGCACCCGCACCUGAAGACCCUGGAGGAGGUGGUGCACACCAUAAAACCCACUGCAAUCAUAGGUGUGGCAGCUAUUGCAGGAGCAUUUACUGAGAAGAUUAUCAAAGACAUGGCAUCCUUCAAUGAGAGGCCAGUCAUCUUUGCCCUGAGCAAUCCUACCAGCAAGGCGGAGUGCACGGCAGAGCAGUGCUACAAGCUCACAGAGGGCCGGGGCAUCUUUGCUAGUGGAAGUCCAUUUGACAAGGUGGUGAUGGCUGACGGACGUACCUUCUACCCUGGCCAAGGGAACAAUGCCUACGUCUUCCCUGGAGUUGCUUUGGGUGUUAUAGCCUGUGGAGUGCGCCACAUAUCUGACGAUGUCUUUCUCACCACAGCAGAGGCGAUAUCUGACAUGGUAACAGAGGAGCAUCUGGCUGAGGGAAGACUGUAUCCUCCCCUCAGCACCAUCAGAGAGGUAUCCUUCAAAAUUGCAGUGAAGAUUGUCAACUAUGCAUACAAACACAACGUCGCUUCUGUGUACCCUGAGCCUAAAGACAAGGAGGCGUUCGUGCUGUCUCACAUCUACAGUCCUGAUUACGACUCCUUCACUCUGGACACAUACAGCUGGCCAGAGGAGGCCAUGAAGGUGCAGGACGUGUGAUGCUGGUCAUGUCUCUCUCUCCAAACUUAAUAUGCUGCGGUGGCAUCACGUACAGAAACGUUGCCAAUGAUUCUCUCCGUUGAGCUUUUGUUGUUUUUUUUUUUCGUUCAUUUCUUUUUUCCUUUAUAAAUGUUAGUAAGUCUCCCUUUCAGAUGGACGGUGGUCGUCAUGUGUUUCUAUUUUGGUGCUGUAUUAAGUAUCAGUUUUAUUAGUGAAUGUUUUAUCAGUUCUCUGCACUUAAUUGAGUAAAAUAUUUUAUAGCCACAGAACAGCAUCAUAUCAGAUACCCCAAGCACGACCUUUAAACUUUACAAUUUAAACAACACUCCUUUCGCCAGAUUUCCCAGCUGAGACGUUGUAACAUUCAGAGCUCUCGGUGACUCCGAAUCUGUUUCAGAGCUGGUGCACUAAAAACAAAGCAGUGGCUCACAGUAACGCACAAUUCUUCCUCUUGUCUCGACACAAAUGAACAGAAGACUCAUUCUGAAACUGAAAAAAAAAAUAGAAAAACACUUUCUGUGCCUCUUUCUGCAUAGCCUCAGGACAUCACUUCUCUGUGUUGUGAGUUAAAACCUCUGUAUGUGUCAGGCACAUCUGGCUCAUCCCUGCAGCUGCUUCUGUAUAUUUUACACUCCUGUCAAUCUGCACACGCACAGGACUGAACAGACUCCAGACUAAGCCCCGAAUCUUUGUUUCUGUUUCCCUGUGAGAACCAGUUAUUCUUGAUGGGAGGAUUCAGAGUCACCAUCGGGAUGAUUUUGUAUCCUCGGUGUGUGUUGUCCUCUAGUUUGUACAGAACUCUGCCUGUUGUUGUAUUUUUGCCAAAGUUACUGAUGGACUGUAUCCUUUACUUUUAGAGAACACGAGAAGCCUGUAAGCUUUAGUACUGAGAGAUUUGCUUGAAGUUUUCAAAGGGAACAUGAAACUUUUUGAAUAAAAUUGUUGAUAAAAUGA